UCCAAAUAAAAUACUCUGAGAAAUUGAUGAAAUCGAAGCAUAAACUCAUAUUCAUUAGAUAUCUUAUCUUCAGAAUUCCAAUGGUCAACAGUUCGUUAUUCGAUCCCUCUUCUUCUUAUAUUCAAUUCCAUUUCAGCAUCAUAUAGAUUUCCUUUCCUCUCUCUCAAUCUCUCUCUCCAUCCUUCAAACUCCGAUGAGAUGCCGACGACGACAGACAGAGCCGGCGAUACCUGCAACUUUCGCCACCGUCCAUGGCUAAUGAAAUCCUGCUUCCCCAACCCAAACGAACAAAUACACCCCCCACGUUACAAGGACCCACCUCGACAUUGCUGUGGAACCAUCUCAACAACCUCCGCCGCCGCCGCUUCAAAGAUUCCUCCACCCACCGCCGCCGCCGCCGUUCUCCACUCCCACACCCAGCAAGCUUCAAUAUGCUCCCUCCCCGACGACCUCCUCCUCGAAUGCUUCUCUCAAGUCCCACUAUCCUCACUUCCAUCACUUUCCCUAGUCUGCCGUCGCUGGUCCCUUCUCAUCGAUUCCUCCCAUUUCUCCGACCUCCGUCGCCGCCAACUAACCCUUCACCAAACAAUCUAUGCCGUUUCCAUAACCGAAACCGGCCUCUCCGCGGCAAGUAUCCGAAUCGGCCAUGAUUCAUCCUGGAAAUACUUUCAUUUUCUAUCGACAGAUAUGUUACAAGGAUUACUCACCCACGCUAGAGUUUCUUCAAUCGGCCGUAAUAUUUACCUAAUCGGACGAACAUCGAUGGUCCGAUGCGAUGCGUGGACUGGACGGAUGACGGAGCAGUCAUCCACCACUUACCCGAGAAAGAAAUUCGCUGCCGCGGUUGUAGCUGGUAAAAUCUACAUCGCCGGCGGUUCCGCCGGCGCGUCAGUGGUGGAAGAGUAUGAUCCUGAUUGUGAUACAUGGCGCGUGGUGGCUAGAUCGCCGAGGAAACGUUAUGGGUGUAUUGGUGCAUCGGCUGACGGUGUGUUUUACGUAAUUGGGGGUUUGAGAAUUGGUUCUGCCGGCGAUCAGGUGUCACGCGCCGCCAGUGCAGAGGCUCAUGUUUAUGCUAGCUCGAUGGAUUUAUAUGAUGUGAAGGCACGUGGUUGGCUGAGGAGUCAGUCGGUUCCCGGCGGGGGUUGCGUUGUGGCGGCGUGUGCAGCCGACGGGAUUGUUUAUGUGCUUACAAGCCACGCGCUUGAGCUUUCUUUUUGGCGGUUUGAUGGUCGGAGGAAGAGUAGUGGUUCCGCCGCCGGUGUCGGCAGUUUCGGCGAUUGGCGGAGAAUGAAUCCGCCGCCGCUUCCGGCGCAAGUUAGACUGGACACAUCUGUUAGAUUUAGCUUCGUUACUUUUGAAGACAAGGUGGUUUUGAUUCAAGUAAUGGGGUGUAUAGAUGAUUUGUUGAGGAGGAGUGGGAGAAUGUCAAGAGGGUUAAGGGAGGGAUUGGUUUUGGUUUAUGAUGGAGUCGCCGGCGAAUGGAGUAGAGAGCCGGACUUACCGGAGGUGAUGCGACGCGCCGCCUGUGUAUGUGUGGAAUGCUAACCGGCGCAUUUCUUGCUAAUCUACGCACAUGGGGGGAUAGGAUACCUAAAAUUCCACUUAUUUUGGUUAAAUAUGCUUUUCCUUUUUAACCUUUUCACGGGAGACUUGUAUUUGACGCAAAGUGUGCGAUUAAUUAAUUGAUUAAUUUAUAUAUUAUUGUUUAUUGUAA
Messenger RNA from Impatiens glandulifera, 1714 nucleotides. Its product is annotated as F-box/kelch-repeat protein At5g26960. Gene Ontology annotation, molecular function: protein binding. The coding region runs from base 199 to 1545 and encodes 448 amino acids. NCBI's taxonomy places the organism in Eukaryota, Viridiplantae, Streptophyta, Magnoliopsida, Ericales, Balsaminaceae. The transcript has 2 exons. The record is from RefSeq and is a predicted model, not a curated record.